UGAGUGGUUACGUGAUCAUGGCGCCGCGAUCAAGUCAUCAUGUUUUCUAAAAUUCUAACCACGACAACAGCCAACAACAGUUUACAGUUUACAUUACAUACAACAAUCUACUUUAAUUUUGAUUAAUUUGUUAUUAUUCUAAUUAAAUUAUCAAAAGAAGUAUAAAUCAUAGUUAUGAAGUGUCUGUAAUCAUUGAUAGAAUUCAAACAUAAUUGUCAAUUGUGAAACAGUUCUUAUUUGUUUGUGUGAUGAGAUUUUAGACAAGAAAGAUGCCACCAACUAUACAAACAAAUGUGACUCCCGAAAGGGAAACCAGACCUCAAAGACCUGUAGAAAAAAGGUCAGAACUGGUCUGUCGAGUCAAAUAUUGUAAUACUUUACCAGAUAUACCGUUCGACCCAAAGUUCAUCACAUAUCCAUUUGAAACAACAAGAUUCAUUCAAUACAAACCGACAUCACUGGAGAGAAAUUAUAAGUAUGAGGUGUUGACUGAGCACGAUCUAGGCGUAAUGAUUGAUCUCAUCAAUCGUGAUACUUAUGCCACUGAUUAUCGGGCUCACUUGGAUCCGGCUGACGAAAAACUACUUGAAGAAGAUAUCCUCACACCGCAAGACUCUAAAAGAACUCGCCAACAUGCCAAGAGUGUAUCAUGGUUGCGACGUACUGAGUACAUUUCUACUGAAACUACCCGAUUCCAGCCUCAGACCAUGGACAAGGUGGAAGCUAAAGUCGGAUACAGUAUCAAGAAGUCAUUUAAAGAUGAGACUAUAUAUAUGGACCGAGACAGUCAGAUCAAAGCUAUUGAGAAGACGUUCAAGGAUUCGAAAGAGCCAAUUGAGAAGCAUUACUGUAAGCCCAAUGUGGUGCCAGUCGAAGUACUUCCAGUCUUCCCAGACUUCAAACUGUGGAAAUAUCCCUGCGCCCAAGUUAUAUUCGAUUCGGAUCCUGCUCCUGUUGGCAGACCUUUCCCAGCCCAGUUAGAAGAAAUGUCUCAAGCCAUGAUCAGAGGUGUGAUGGACGAAAGUGGCGAACAGUUUGUAGCCUACUUCCUGCCGACGCCAGAAACGCUCGAAAAAAGGAAGCAAGAUUUCGUGGAGAACGUUGAGUACACCGACGACCAGGAGUACGAGUACAAAAUGGCGCGAGAGUACAACUGGAACGUCAAGAGCAAAGCGUCCAAAGGAUACGAGGAGAACUACUUCUUUGUCGUCAGAAAUGAUGGUGUUUACUUCAAUGAGCUUGAAACUAGAGUACGUUUGAAUAAGAGAAGACAGAAGCCAGGCCAGCAGGUGAACAACACACGACUGGUGGUGAAGCACGUUCCGCUGUCGGCCAACGAGUACAAGAUGCAGCGCUACAGGGAGAAGCAACUGGAACCACCCUGCGAGGAGGAGGAAGAGGAAGAGGACGAGGAAGAAGAAGAGGAAGAGGAGCAGAUACAGACUACAACUCGACCCACCGAUAAGAGCAAACCAGAUAACAAGAAAGAUGAUAAAAGCGAUAAUGAAGGUAGUGGCAGUGAAAAAGAAGAUGAUGAUAAACAAGACAAAAAUGAUGAACAAAGUGAUAAAAGUGACAACGAAAGAGGGCGCAAACGGCGACAGAGUGGAAGUGACAACGAGGAGAAAGAAGACAAAGAUGACGCUGCAUCAUCUGCAUCUUCGAAAUCACGAUCGCGCAGUUCAUCUGCAUCACGAUCGAAAUCUAGAUCAAGGUCGAGAUCAAAAUCAAAGUCGAGAUCGAGGUCUAGAUCAAAGUCCAAAUCGAGAUCAAAAUCUAGAUCGAAGUCUAAAUCGAGAUCUAGGUCUAGAUCGAAGUCAAGAUCGAGAUCCAAGUCGAAGUCCAAAUCAAGAUCUAGAUCCAGAUCAAAAUCGAAGUCAAGAUCGAGGUCUAGAUCAAAAUCCAAAUCUAGAUCUAGAUCAAAGUCUAAAUCGAGAUCAAGGUCCAGGUCCAAGUCUAAAUCCCGAUCUAGAUCGGCUUCGAGGUCGUUGUCCAAGUCGCGUUCGCGUUCGGCGUCGCCUGCCGCGUCUGAAGCGGCGUCCGAGGCGGCCGGGUCGCCAGCGACUGCUCGGUCGCGGUCGCGAUCGCAGUCCAAGUCUCCGUCGCGAUCCCGGUCGCAGAGUGCUUCUGGAUCCGGGUCUGGCAGUGGCAGUAGUAGCGGAAGUGCAAGUGCUAGUGAUAGUGAUGCUAAUUGACAUCCACAAAAAUAAUAAUGCAAUAUACUACAUUCAUUAGAGUGUAAGAGGAAUUAAUUUUACCAACAAUUUUGGCUUUCCUUUUUCAGUUGUUUCGUCAGAUUUCAGUUCAGAUAUUGAGUAAACAAGUUGUUGAUAUUGAGUUGGGUUGACCGACUUGAUAUGAAAUAACAAUAAUUCAUUGGAGGUUCCUCCUAAGGCUGUACUACCGGCUAAAAAACAUUUCACUUGUGGCAUUUUUCAAUUUUGAUACUAUCAAGCUGUAAAAAUAUAAAUUUUUGAGGAAGCUAUUAAAUUACAAAAAAUAACUCUUAUUGAAUUAGGACAGAGUUUGUAUUAUAAUUAUUUUAUUAUAAAUUGUUUCAUUGUUUGACGAUGCUUAUUGCUUUUUAAGUUUUACGGCAAAUAACAUUCUUUAUUCUUGAAAAAACAUUAUAUUCAACAAGAAUAUUUUCCUCAAAAUUUUAUGAAUUAAAACUACUGAAAUUGAAAUGAUUGGUUUCAAAAACUUGAUCAUAUAUUCUGCUCGUAUCUCAAAAAGUAAUAAUUAGAAGAAAGAAACUUUUUGUUUUGAUAAUUUGAUAGUAUACAAAUCGAAAACUUUGAAAAGUAUCACCAGUAUAAAGGUUUUUUAGCCUGUUACACAGCCUCAAGGGAAAAUGUGUGUAGGAAUUGAAAGUAGAAUGAACUUGGAUGUAUUUGUAAAAAUGUUUUGUUUAGUUUAUAGUUUCCAAUGUUAGUUUCAGUCCAGUUAGAACUGACAGCUUAUGCAGUUGACUACUUGAUCUGAACUUGGAUGAUGUGUUCUUUCAAAGUUUCUUCAACAUUAAAAGAUAUUACUAUAAUACAUAUAAAUAGACUACUGUAGUUUAUCGGUCUAAUGUUUCGGACGUAGCUAUGAAAAUAUAGCAUGAAUAAUCAUUUUGUAUAUUCAUAACAAAUUAUACACUGGUUGAAAGAUUGGUGUGGCUUUGACGGCAUAUUGACAGCUUUUUUUAAUUGUAUUUGACACUCAUUAUGUACUUCAAUGGCAUGUGAUUGCUUUCAGUUACGUCUUUACUAUUUUAUUCAAUGAUAAUCUAUAUUUAAUAAAAAGGGACAAAAAAUGACAAAGUUCUAGUCCCUGUAUCGAUAAUUUGGAGGCUCAAAUGAACGCUGGAAACUGUUCUGUUUAGCGAUUUGCAACCUGCCGUUUCACAUCAUAAUGUUAUCAUUCAUCCAAGAUAUUAUUUUCAUAUCAACAACUUAUUUUCAUUGUUCUGAUGGAAGGGGCAUCAACUCCACACAGUUCUCAGCUCACUUCAAAUCGAUCACUGUUGUAUGAAUAAUUAUUAUUGGAAAUUGGUUAUCAUCAUUGAGUUUUUCUCUAUCUUUUUCAAUGUAACUUUUACUUGUACAGUUUUGAAUGCAAUAAACUACUUUUUAUUUCCUAUAAUCUUUAAAAUGGAA
This is a messenger RNA of Nilaparvata lugens (brown planthopper), 3644 nucleotides long. It is a transcript of the gene atms, whose product is annotated as RNA polymerase II-associated factor 1 homolog. Gene Ontology annotation, molecular function: chromatin binding; RNA polymerase II complex binding. Bases 270 to 2195 code for a protein of 641 amino acids. The record is from RefSeq and is a predicted model, not a curated record. Gene Ontology annotation, biological process: transcription elongation by RNA polymerase II. Gene Ontology annotation, cellular component: Cdc73/Paf1 complex. The transcript is spliced from 10 exons. Lineage: Eukaryota; Metazoa; Arthropoda; Insecta; Hemiptera; Delphacidae.